Onychomys torridus (southern grasshopper mouse) is the source of this 855-nucleotide messenger RNA. RefSeq names its product tumor rejection antigen P815A-like. The record is from RefSeq and is a predicted model, not a curated record. NCBI's taxonomy places the organism in Eukaryota, Metazoa, Chordata, Mammalia, Rodentia, Cricetidae.
AUGGUUGCGCAUCUACAGUGUAACUUUCCACUGCACCACACUGCUGUCCGCUGCAUGGCAUGCCUCAUCUGCUACAGGGUACCUUGGUCCAAACCAGCCAAGGCCUCUCAUGUGCCAUCUCUCAACAUUAACACCACCACCCCUCACGCCUCCUGCAAUCUUCUGACCUGCGUGUCUCUCUUGCUGUGUCCAUCUACUAGCACGACUCCACCCAAUGUGGCUUGUGUAGCGAAGCUGGUGGAGCUUCUGGCCGGUGCCUUUUGUGCCAUAUCUGAUAACAAGAAACCAGACCACGGCCACAGUGGCUCAAAUGGUGAAGACGAUGGAAAUAGAUCCCUGGAAGAAAUUCUAAUGUCUCUGCAAUGGCUGAUCUUCAUUGCUGCCACAGCAGGUUUUCUGGCAUUCCAGUUAAUCACAAAUGCCAUUUAUGAGGAGCAGUAUGGGAGAGAUGUGGCUUGGAUAUCCAAGCAGAGCAGGCAGAUGUCCUCUAUUGACGAGGAGGAGGAUAUCUGUGAUGAGGACAUCAAGGAUGAGAACAUGAAGGAUGAGGAAGAAUUGGAGAACCAGAUAGAUGCAGAGGAGGUCCAGGCAGAAGAUGAGGUGCUCAUGGAAGAGGGUGCAGGAGCUCUGUGCCUCACUGACUUAGCGACCUGUGCCUGUGUUCCUGACCACCAGUUACGGAAGAAGGAAUUUAAGUGUCCGCUUUUUUAUUUCUUCCAUGAUCCUAAGUUCAUGGUGUCUGCCCCAUGCAAAUCUGAUGAACCAAAUGAAUGUGAGUGUGAAAAUGCUGCUGAAGAAGCUGCAGGGGAAGAAGAGGGGGAAGAUGAUGAAACUGGAGAGCUGGCCAGAGGUUGA